ACCGGGCUGCCCUUUUUGCUACGUAUUUCCGGUGUGCGGUGUCUGUUCCCUCUUACUAGCCAGUGUCCAAGGCCCCGGGCCGGGAGAAGAGGAGGAGUCGCCGGGAAGCGAACGGGGAGAAGCGGAGAGACGGAAGGAGGACAAAGAUACAGAAAUGGCUUUCAUAAUGGAGUGGCUUUAUAGUGGCCUCAGCAAUAUGAUGCAGUUUUUAGGGUUAUACAAAAAGUCGGGGAAACUAGUGUUUUUAGGUUUGGACAAUGCUGGCAAAACAACACUGCUUCACAUGCUGAAAGAUGACCGGCUUGGACAGCAUGUCCCCACACUACAUCCAACAUCAGAAGAGUUGACGAUUGCUGGAAUGACCUUUACAACCUUUGACCUUGGUGGGCAUGAACAAGCUCGGCGUGUUUGGAAAAACUAUCUACCAGCAAUCAAUGGAAUUGUGUUUCUUGUGGAUUGUGUAGACCAUUCACGCCUUAUGGAGUCCAAAGUGGAGCUUAAUGCGCUCAUGACAGAUGAAACGAUAUCUAAUGUGCCAAUCCUAAUCCUUGGGAAUAAAAUUGACAGACCUGAAGCUAUCAGUGAAGAGAAGCUGAGAGAAAUAUUUGGACUUUAUGGACAAACUACAGGAAAAGGAAAUGUGCCACUGAAGGAUCUUAAUGCUCGUCCCAUGGAAGUGUUCAUGUGCAGCGUGCUCAAGAGGCAAGGCUAUGGCGAGGGCUUUCGUUGGCUCUCCCAGUACAUUGACUGAAACUUUUUUUUUUCUUCUCUCCAACUCCUCCCUUUGGAUUGACAAGACAACAAAAAAUAAAAACCGAUUCUGCAGAGUUCAACUCCUCCGGACUUGAUCCAGGUGGACUUCUCUCUGUGUGGGGCAGGCCCACAUAGGCAGUGAUUAACAUGUACAACAACCAGGAGUCUUGUGGGACACCGCCCCCCCCUCCCCCCCAUCCAUCAAAAGUUAAUAUCCAUGAAAACAGUUCUAUUUUUUAAGAAAAUGUCAAUGUUAACAGUGUCCCCUUAUCCUUUUUAUUUACUUUUUUUUUUUUUAUCAGUUUGUUUUGUCCGGAGUUUAUAUUAGGAUUUUUUUUAUCUAUUUAAUGGUAUUUACAUAUAUCACUAAAUACUGAUCCACGUAUCAUUACAUUUAGAAGUCCAUAAUAAACAUAGUUUCGGGGCUGGCCUGCUCUGUAACAGUGAUUUUGCUGUGGGAACAUGGCUAACAUGUAUAUGGAGGGUGAUUUUUUUUUUUGCCACAUCGGGGUAUAGCAUUUUGUGCUCCCUUGCUUUUCACUUGUCUGAAGUGAAACUAGCUAUUUGAAGCAACGGUUGAUGUGUUUUGAGCAGUUCAUGUAUUUAUAAUAUCUCUUGUCCCUAGUUAUUUGCUGGCAUGUAUGCUCAAUCAUGUCCUUAAACUGCCAAAGUCAUAUGGCUAACUUGGCAGUUAAAGGGUUAAGUGUUCCUGCCUUAAUUACAUAGUGAUAACGUUGCACAGAGCAUUGAUGUGCAGUAACCCAUUGCAAACCGGCGUAUAUCUGCUUUUUAGCAGGUGCAAGUUAAGGCAGGUGGUUACUGCAUGACUGUCCUCUGCAACAUUUUAUGAAUCAAUGGCCAAUCACUGCAAAGUGGCGAAGCUGUCCUUUGUCCAUGGAAGAGAUUUCGGCGUGUACUCCUUUUUAGGAUCAGGGUGUAUGGACAAUGAUGAGUGCAUUAAAAUAUUUAGAAAAUAUAUACUCAAUUUAUUUCAUAUUUCCCAAAUCUUUUAGUUGCUUUUUAAAAACCACUGGAUUGUCCAGUCCCAGUUUGCAACUAUCUAGAAUUUGCAAUAAAGUAAACACUCAUAUGUAAA
Rana temporaria (common frog) is the source of this 1849-nucleotide messenger RNA. It is a transcript of the gene SAR1A, whose product is annotated as secretion associated Ras related GTPase 1A. Gene Ontology annotation, cellular component: COPII vesicle coat; endoplasmic reticulum exit site. Gene Ontology annotation, molecular function: GTP binding; GTPase activity. The transcript is spliced from 7 exons. The record is from RefSeq and is a predicted model, not a curated record. Lineage: Eukaryota; Metazoa; Chordata; Amphibia; Anura; Ranidae. Bases 155 to 751 code for a protein of 198 amino acids. Gene Ontology annotation, biological process: membrane organization; vesicle organization; intracellular protein transport.